UGAACCCAGCGGUUUUGCAUUGACAAGGCACUUUCCAGACAGAAUGCAAAUCCACAGAGGGUGGGACUCCAGGGACAGCAUGGUGGAUUAGCCCCUUUUGUCCUCAAUGAAUGUGGAAACCAGUGCAGCAUGAAGUCAGUUCUGACAGGCUGCAGAGAGAAAAUUUGUAUGUGAACACGCCAGUUUGGCUAUGAUCAGGUAUGAUGUGUGUGUGUGUGUUGUUUUUUUUGCUCUGCCACAGCUCUCGUUUGUUAAAUUUUCAUUCAUUUGCCAGACACUAAAUCACACGAGAUUCACGUUCAACCUUAUUUACAGCGUGCAUACUGAAGUAUGCGAGUCCUGCUGUACAUAACAUAAAAACACUAUGAUUGACAGCAAUAAUGUCAAUGCAAGCGCUGUAGCAUGCAGGCAAAAUGAGGCAAGAAAAGGAAUACAGAAAUAGUUAUGUUGGCAUACAUGCCGAUUGCACAAUAUAUGACCGAUUUGGGUAUAUAGUGCCUGAAACACCAGGUACGGGGAACAUCCCUGCUGCAUCUUUCUCCAAAGUGGAUACAUGAGCGACCUCUAGGAUCGCAAACAAUCCGAAUAUCAUACCAGUUUGUUUUAAUGUAUCGCUCACUUCAUGGUCGUCUCAUCCCUGUAACGGACAGUGAUGUUCCUUAUGUUGCCUUUGGAUGAAAGUUUGUAAAUAUUUGUUUCAUUUUCAUGUUUACAGUCUGGUGCCAGUGAACUAUGUUUAAAUAUAAAUCAGAAAAAAAUGGUCUACAAAAUGGCGUCAAACUCUGGCAAAUGCUUUCUGAAAUACAAUUUUUCAAGCUUCGAUUUCUAUUGCUGUACUACUAUGAUAUUGUCUUCUGCUGCUUUUGUUACAUUAUGAUUAAUAAUUGAGCAGAUGAAAUCUAUAAUUUCAGCCUAAUGCAUUAAUGCCACUAAGUACCCCUCGCUCCCAUCUCCAUAUAAGGCUUUACAGAACAGAUCUCUCCUCAUUUGCCUGCUGGGAUAGAGAUCUUCUUCUUCCUCAUCACAGACUGAAUUCUGAUUGGAGAAGCCUUGCAAAUGCAAAUCGCAAGCAAAUGCUCAAGCCUUUGGAUAUUGAGUGCUCAGUAUGUCACGGGCUCUCAAUCUCAUCUGGAUUCCCACCCGGGACACCGGACUCACAGCUCGGAUCCAAACCCACGAGCAUCCCUUCUUCAAUCAGCCAGUCCAGUUUGUGUCGUUAAGGAGACUAGCCUGUGGAGGAUAAAGAGCCAGAAUGGAUUACAUAUUUCGUGCUGUGACUCGCUCUCCCGGGAUCAUAAUUUGGCGUAUUGAGAAGAUGGAGCUGGUCCAGGUACCUGAAAAAUCCUAUGGGAACUUCUAUGAAGGUGACUGCUACAUCCUACUGGCGACUGCCAAAGUAGGCUCCUCACUGUCCUACAGCAUUCACUAUUGGAUUGGCUCCCAGUCCACACAAGACGAGCAGGGGGCCGCUGCUGUCUACACCAUCCAGCUUGAUGAAUACCUGGGGGGCUCACCUGUGCAGUACAGGGAGGUGCAGGGAUACGAGUGUGACUCCUUCCGUGGGUACUUCAAGCAGGGGGUGAUCUACAAGCAGGGCGGCGUGGCAUCAGGAAUGAGACACACUGAGACCAACACUUAUGACAUCAAGCGCCUGCUGCAUGUCAAAGGCAGUAAGAGGGUCAUGGCCAAAGAGGUGGAGAUGAGUUGGGGCAGCUUCAACCUCGGCGAUGUCUUUCUGCUCGACGCUGGUAAGACCAUCGUUCAGUGGAACGGACCAGACAGCAAUCGCCAGGAGCGCCUCAAGGGCAUGAUGCUGGCGAAGGACAUCCGAGACCGGGAGCGAGGAGGGCGCUCGGACAUCGGCAUCAUCGAAGGGGAUGAUGAGGGCCAUUCCCCGAAUCUCAUGGAGUUCCUGAUCAGUGUCCUCGGGGAAAGAACCAUCCAAUUGGCCAAAGGAAUAGCAGAUGACAUCGCUGACCAGGAACAGAAGUCUCAACUCAUGCUCUACCAUGUUUCUGAUGCUGAUGGUCAAAUGAAAGUAACAGAGGUUGCUACCAGACCACUGGUACAGGAUUUGCUGAGUCACGAUGAUUGCUACUUCCUUGAUCAGGGAGGGGUGAAAAUCUUUGUGUGGAAAGGGAAAAGGGCCAACAAGGCUGAGAGACAGGCAGCCAUGUCCAGAGCUCUGGAGUUCAUCAAGCUGAAAAACUACCCCAUCACCACCAACGUGGAAACUGUGAAUGACGGUGCAGAGUCUGCCAUGUUCAAGCAGCUGUUUCAGAACUGGAGAGUCAAGGAUCAGACAGUGGGUACAGGCAAGACCUACGCUGUGGGCCGAGUGGCGAAGGUUGCGCAGACCAAGUUUGAUGCCACGCAGAUGCAUGCCAUGCCGGACCUGGCUGCCCAGGAGCGCAUGGUGGACGACGGCUCGGGAAAUGUUGAGAUCUGGCGGAUCGAAAACCUGGAACUGGUUCCUGUCGAGCACCAGUGGUAUGGUUACUUCUAUGGCGGUGACUGCUACCUGAUACUCUACACCUAUGAGGUCCAUGGGAAGAAAAGCUACCUCCUGUACAUUUGGCAGGGCCGGCACGCUUCUCAAGAUGAGCUGGCAGCUUCGGCAUUUCAGGCAGUGAACCUUGACCAGAAGUAUGGCGGGCAGCCUGUACAAGUACGCGUCACCAUGGGCAAGGAGCCUCGCCACUUCAUGUCCAUGUUUAAGGGUAAAAUGGUCAUUUUUGAGGGCGGUACCUCCAGGAAAGGUGGCACGGAUCCAGAACCACCCAUCCGUUUGUUCCAAAUCCAUGGUUUCGAGCCAUUGAACACCAAAUCCAUUGAGGUUCCGGCACUUGCCGCUUCGCUGAACUCCAACGAUGUCUUCCUGCUCAUAACCCAGACCGGGAGGUUCCUGUGGUGUGGGAAGGGUUCCAGUGGAGAUGAGCGUGCCAUGGCGAAGGAGAUCAGCUCUGUGCUUGGGCAGGGCUUUGAAGAGAUCAUAGCCGAGGGUUUGGAGCCACUUGAGUUCUGGAAUGUUCUGGGCGGAAAAACAGCUUAUGCCAGUGAAAAGAGAUUGCAGCAAUCAGUGAUGGAUCACCCCCCACGCCUUUUCGAGUGUUCCAACAAGACAGGACGCUUUAUUGCUACUGAGGUGACUCAGUUCAACCAAAGUGAUCUCAACGAAGAUGACAUCAUGCUCCUAGAUACAUGGGACCAGAUCUUCCUUUGGGUGGGAGUCAAUGCCAAUGAAACCGAGUACAAAGAAUCAGUGGUGACCAGCCAGGAGUACCUGCGCACCCACCCUGCCUCCCGGGACCCUGACACCCCCAUCCUCAUUGUCAAGCAAGGAUUUGAGCCCCCUACCUUCACAGGGUGGUUCACUGCCUGGGAUCCUUCAAAGUGGAGUGAAGGAAAAACAUACGAGCAGCUGAAAAAAGAGCUUGGGGGUGUCGCAUGUACCAUCACAGUCCCAACACAAAAGUCCGAUGCACCUGAGGUGGAAAGUACUCCGACCAACCAGUUCCACCCCCCAGAGAAGCUAGUUAACAAGCUAGCAAAUGACCUACCGAAAGGCAUCGACCCUGCGCAAAAGGAGAAAUAUCUGUCAGACUCGGACUUCUGUAAGGUGUUUGGAAUCUCCAAGGACAAUUUUGCCAACCUGCCUCAGUGGAAGCAGUUAAACAUGAAGAAAAACAAAGGGCUCUUUUAAGAACAUUAGAGCCAUUAUUAAUUUUUGAUUGAAAAAUUCUUGUUUUUAAGGAUCAUGCUUUAAAUUAAUGAAACUCAUGGAUGCUCAGUCAAUUACAGCUUUAUCUAUGAACUAAUAAACAUUUUUAACAUUC
Molecule: messenger RNA, 3836 nt
Organism: Brienomyrus brachyistius
Lineage: Eukaryota; Metazoa; Chordata; Actinopteri; Osteoglossiformes; Mormyridae
Gene: avil
Product: advillin
Exons: 20
Coding region: 1253-3703 (816 amino acids)
Biological process (GO): barbed-end actin filament capping; actin filament severing; actin polymerization or depolymerization
Cellular component (GO): actin cytoskeleton; cytoplasm
Molecular function (GO): actin filament binding; phosphatidylinositol-4,5-bisphosphate binding
Source: RefSeq, a predicted model, not a curated record